GCUGCACACACCACGGCACCACGCAUCAAUUGAUCGGCGUCGAGAUGUACCAGGCGAUCCCGUACAGCGCCGCCCGGCUGCCGGCGUGGUCGCGGCGGUCCGAGCCGGCCGAGGUCGUCGGCACGGCUGGUCAGGAGAAUAGGCGAGCAGGCGAUGGCGGGGAGGCGGUGAGGAGGGCGGUGGCGGAGAGCCCGGUGCUGGUGGUGGGGAGGCGCGGGUGCUGCCUCAGCCACGUGGUGGAGCGGCUGCUGCAGGGGCUCGGGGUGAACCCCGCCGUGCACGAGGUCGCCGACGAGGCCGAGCUCGCCGGGGCUCCCGGUGGCGAGGCCGUUUUCGCGCUGCCGGCCGUGUUCGUGGGCGGGAGGCUCCUCGGCGGGCUCGACCAGCUCAUGGCCGUGCACAUCUCCGGCGAGCUCGUGCCCAUGCUCAAGGACGCCGGCGCGCUCUGGCUGUGAGACAAAUCGGAGACGCAUAUACGGGACGGGCCUUCUGAUUGGGAGUUCGUAGUUAGCAAUCUUUUCUCCCUGUUUUCAUUUCUCCUUUUGACUCUUGGGAUCAAUCAGUAAUGGUGAUGCUAUUAGGGAUAGUUAGCUAGUCGAUGAUAAUUUUAAAUUCUUUCAAGUGAAUUUAGUUUCGACCACACACGCCUGUAAAUAGAUCGACGAGUGAAGAUAGAUGUACUGUACUGGAGUAUUUAGCACUGUAUGUAAAUGAUGUUCGUUCCAAUUGUACAGCAGCUAGCUUUGCAUGGUUCUCUGGAUGUUUUCAUGAAA
Molecule: messenger RNA, 773 nt
Organism: Triticum dicoccoides
Lineage: Eukaryota; Viridiplantae; Streptophyta; Magnoliopsida; Poales; Poaceae
Product: monothiol glutaredoxin-S9-like
Exons: 1
Coding region: 45-455 (136 amino acids)
Source: RefSeq, a predicted model, not a curated record